Messenger RNA from Musca vetustissima, 1515 nucleotides. RefSeq names its product chymotrypsin-C-like. Bases 1 to 1515 code for a protein of 504 amino acids. Gene Ontology annotation, molecular function: serine-type endopeptidase activity. The transcript has 5 exons. The record is from RefSeq and is a predicted model, not a curated record. Lineage: Eukaryota; Metazoa; Arthropoda; Insecta; Diptera; Muscidae. Gene Ontology annotation, biological process: proteolysis.
AUGGACUUGAGAAAUUUCAAAAUUUUUGAAUUCCUAAUAUUUUUAAUACUUCUCAUUUGCAAAGGAUAUGCGGAAGUCCUAACCCCCUGGCCGGAGCGUAUUGUGGGCGGCAUGGAUUUACCCGAAGGCUAUUAUGUACCCUAUCAAGUGUCACUGCAAUAUUUAAUGAAUCCCGAAAGUUCAAAACGAACUGGACCAAUUUAUAAACACUUUUGUGGUGGUUCCAUAAUAUCGCCGCAGCAUAUUUUAACAGCUGCCCACUGUUGUUAUGGCUUCGAUGUUAGACGUAUGACUGUAGUGGCUGGUGUACGAGAUCUGCGUGAUACCAUGGUCAAACGUUAUUCCGUUGAUACAAUAAAACUACAUUCAAAAUUUUCGGAAUUGUUUUCAAAUGAUAUAGCGAUUUUGAAAUUAUCCACACCCUUGGAUCUGGAUAAUCGUACACAGUCGAUAAUUGAAUAUAUCCAUGAAGAACGUAUACCGGGAGGUGUAACAGUAUUUCUGACCGGUUGGGGUUUGCGUAUACCGUUCAGUUUACAAAUACCAUUUUCAUGGCCAUCUGUUCAGGAUCAUUUGAAUACUAUUAGUACUCCGACUAUUCUGCAAGUAAUGAAUUUUCGUACCGUCUCCGAUUUUCAAUCUUUGAGAAGUAAAAGUGUCAAUACAACAAUGUUUCCACGAGCUUUGUUGGGUUUGGUCUUAGUCCUGGCCAUAUGGCAGUGUUAUAGCGCACCAUCAUGGGAGGAACCAUUGGAUUUGGAAGCCUAUUUCGAUGCCUUAGAUGCCGUCCCCGAAUCUCAAGAACGUGUGGUCGGAGGUUAUGCUGUUGACUCCGAACAAUAUAUCAAUUAUCAAAUAUCGCUGCAAUACAAUAAAGAUGGUGAUUAUCGCCACUUUUGCGGUGGUUCCAUAAUUGCACCCAAUCGCAUUCUAACUGCCGCUCAUUGUGUCCAAGGGCAGAAUCCCCAAAAAUUAAGUAUUUUAGCGGGUAUCAAUGACCUGCGUUCCAAAGACGGUUCCCGAUCUCAAGUCACUGCCAUUGAUGUCCAUAAAAAUUAUGUACCCCUUAAGUCCAGUGAUAUUGCAAUUCUGAAUAUUGAUCCACCCCUACAGUUGGAUGGUAAACGUAUCGAUAAAAUUAAUUUCAGUAAUUCGGAAAAGGUGGGUGCCAAACAACCGGUACGUUUAUCUGGAUGGGGUUCGGUACAUCAUUUCGGUAAUGGCGUUUUGGCCCGCUAUCCCAAAAGAUUGCAAUUGCUGAACUAUGUAACGAUCACAAAUGAGGAUUGUAAACAGAUUAUGCAGGAUUUAUCGGAUACGGAAAUUUGUGCCCGAGAGCGCUUUGGCAAGGGGGCCUGUAAUGGUGAUUCUGGCGGUCCCUUAGUUAUGCAGAAAGAUGACACCUUAACCCAAGUGGGCAUUGUCUCAUAUGGCACCGCCUUUUGUGCUUCAAGUGCUCCAGAUGUUUAUACCAGAGUUACCGAAUUUGAUGAUUGGAUCAAGGAACGUCUUUAA